Molecule: messenger RNA, 1246 nt
Organism: Anguilla anguilla (European eel)
Lineage: Eukaryota; Metazoa; Chordata; Actinopteri; Anguilliformes; Anguillidae
Product: olfactory receptor 51L1-like
Exons: 2
Coding region: 121-1068 (315 amino acids)
Biological process (GO): G protein-coupled receptor signaling pathway
Cellular component (GO): membrane
Molecular function (GO): G protein-coupled receptor activity; olfactory receptor activity
Source: RefSeq, a predicted model, not a curated record
CACGAUCAGGGCUGUAAGUUACAAGAAGAAUUUUUUUUUUUUUUUUUAAAUAACAAUAAUCAUUUUGAAAGAGGCCAGAACUGAAUGAAUAUCUGCUGGGAUUCAGUGUGCAACUAGACCAUGGAGAAUGGAUCAGUGGUGACGUCAUUUAUAUUGAAGGCAUACACUGAAAUGGAAGACCAUAGAUAUCUAUACUUCACAGGUUUCCUGUUAUUGUUCAUCCUUAUGCUAAUGACAAAUAUCAUUCUUCUUACAGUAAUUUAUAUUGAAACCAGUCUCCAUGAACCCAUGUAUUUUUUAUUGUGUAACUUAUCAGUGAAUGGAAUUUAUGGCACUGUAUCUUUAUUACCAUCAUUACUUGAAAAUUUAAUGUCUCGUACUUAUGAAAUAUCUCUGGCUGCUUGUUUAUUACAAAUCUUUUGUAUACACACAUAUGGUUCAGUUGAAUUUAAUACUUUAGCAGUGAUGGGCUAUGACCGAUAUGUUGCCAUUUGUCAUCCAUUACACUAUCACCAAUUAAUGUCUCAUAGAAAAGUGUAUGCACUUAUAGCAUUGUGCUGGAUUCAUCCUUUCAUUAUAUUUGGGCUGUAUUUUAUAUUAACUGUACAGUAUACAUUUUGUGGCAGGAUCAUAGAAAAGGUGUAUUGUAUUAAUUUUGAAUUAGUGAAACUGUCUUGUUUUGAAAUUUCUUUCCACAGCAAAGUUGGCUUUGUUGUAACUGUUUUUUUAAUUGUUCCACAGCUGCUCAUGAUACUAUAUUCAUAUGCACAAAUCCUCAGAAUCUGCCUGACUGCUUCUAAGGAGUCUCAGGCCAAAGCUAUUCAAACAUGCACCCCACACUUACUGGCUGUGAUUAAUUAUGCAGUAGGAUCCUUUUUUGAAAUUAUCCAGAGUCGUUUCAAUAUGAGUCAUGUACCAUUUAAAGCUCGCAUAUUUCUUGCCCUUUACUUUCUGAUAUUUCCCCCAUUGUUUAAUCCUGUCAUUUAUGGAAUUAGCAUUCGAGCUAUCAGAAUUCAGAUUUUCAAACUGUUCAUUACUCGUAAAAACAACACAUUUUUAAGCCAAUAAUGAGCUCAAAUGGAGUUCCACUUGUAACUUCUGGACACUGGUUGCUUUGCAAGAGGACAAGAAAACUUGUUAUUUCUGCCUGUUGAAUUCAACCCCUUUUUUUACCAUUCUGCUCAACUCAACAACUUAAGUUGUUGUGGGAAGUAACAUAAAUAAUAAAAACACAGCCUUUUUGACG